UGCCACAGGCAGGAUGGGCGACGUGGCCAACAGUUCCAUCGAGUUCCACCCCAAACCCCAGCAGCAGCGGGAGGCCCCACAUGCAGGCGGCUUCGGGUGCACGCUGGCCGAGCUGCGCUCCCUCAUGGAGCUCCGGGGGGCUGAGGCACUGCAAAAAGUCCAGGAGGCCUAUGGGGACGUGGGCGGGCUCUGCAGGAGGCUGAAGACCUCACCCACCGAGGGCCUGGCUGACAACGCCAACGACCUGGAGAAGCGCAGGCAGAUCUACGGGCAGAACUUCAUCCCCCCCAAGCAGCCCAAGACCUUCCUACAGCUGGUGUGGGAGGCCCUGCAGGAUGUGACCCUCAUCAUCCUGGAGGUGGCCGCCAUCGUAUCCCUGGGCCUCUCAUUCUAUGCACCUCCGGGGGAGGAGAGCGAAGCCUGUGGGAACGUGUCGGCUGGGGCGGAAGACGAAGGGGAAGCCGAGGCGGGCUGGAUCGAGGGGGCCGCCAUCCUGCUGUCUGUCAUCUGCGUGGUUCUGGUCACGGCCUUCAACGACUGGAGCAAAGAGAAGCAGUUCCGAGGCCUGCAGAGUCGCAUAGAGCAGGAGCAGAAGUUCACCGUCAUCCGGAACGGGCAGCUCCUCCAGGUGCCCGUGGCCGCGCUUGUGGUGGGGGACAUCGCCCAGGUCAAGUAUGGAGACCUGCUGCCUGCCGACGGCGUGCUCAUCCAAGGCAACGACCUCAAGAUCGAUGAGAGCUCUCUGACGGGCGAGUCGGACCAUGUGCGCAAGUCAACAGACAAGGACCCCAUGCUGCUGUCAGGCACUCAUGUCAUGGAAGGUUCUGGAAGAAUGGUGGUGACGGCUGUGGGUGUGAACUCCCAGACGGGCAUCAUCUUUACCUUGCUUGGAGCUGGUGGAGAGGAGGAAGAGAAGAAGGAUAAGAAAGGCAAGCAGCAGGAUGGGGCGAUGGAGAGUAGCCAGACCAAAGCAAAGAAGCAGGAUGGGGCCGUUGCCAUGGAAAUGCAGCCCCUGAAGAGUGCAGAGGGUGGAGAGAUGGAGGAGCGGGAAAAGAAGAAAGCCAACGUGCCCAAGAAGGAGAAGUCGGUCCUACAGGGAAAGCUCACCAAACUGGCCGUGCAGAUUGGGAAAGCAGGGCUGGUGAUGUCCGCCAUCACUGUUAUCAUCCUGGUCCUCUACUUCGUGAUCGAGACCUUCGUCAUAGAUGGCCGGGCAUGGCUGGCGGAGUGCACACCUGUCUAUGUGCAGUACUUCGUCAAGUUCUUCAUCAUCGGUGUCACCGUGCUGGUUGUGGCUGUCCCGGAGGGCCUGCCUCUUGCUGUCACCAUCUCCUUAGCUUACUCCGUCAAGAAAAUGAUGAGGGACAACAACCUGGUCCGCCACCUGGAUGCCUGCGAGACCAUGGGCAAUGCCACGGCCAUCUGCUCCGACAAGACGGGCACGCUCACCACCAACCGCAUGACCGUGGUGCAGUCCUACCUCGGGGACACCCACUACAAAGAGGUUCCAGCCCCCAGUGCCCUGACCCCCAAGAUCCUCGACCUCCUGGUCCACGCCAUCUCCAUCAACAGUGCCUACACCACCAAAAUACUACCUCCAGAGAAGGAAGGCGCCCUCCCACGCCAAGUGGGCAACAAGACGGAGUGCGCUCUGCUUGGCUUCGUCCUGGACCUCAAGCGGGACUUCCAGCCAGUGCGGGAGCGGAUUCCUGAAGAUAAGCUUUAUAAAGUGUACACCUUCAACUCAGUCCGCAAGUCCAUGAGCACAGUCAUCCGCACGCCUGACGGCGGCUUCCGCCUCUUCAGCAAGGGCGCCUCAGAGAUCCUGCUGAAAAAGUGCACCAACAUCUUGAACAGCAAUGGGGAACUCCGCAGCUUUCGCCCUCGAGACCGGGAUGACAUGGUGAAGAAGAUCAUUGAGCCGAUGGCCUGCGAUGGGCUCCGCACCAUUUGCAUUGCCUACCGGGACUUUACCGCUGCCCAGGAGCCUGACUGGGACAACGAAAACGAGGUGGUGGGCGACCUCACCUGCAUAGCCGUCGUGGGCAUCGAGGACCCUGUGCGGCCCGAGGUCCCUGAAGCUAUCCGCAAAUGUCAGCGGGCCGGCAUCACAGUCCGCAUGGUGACGGGGGACAACAUCAACACAGCCCGCGCCAUUGCAGCCAAGUGUGGCAUCAUCCAGCCCGGGGAGGACUUCCUGUGCCUGGAGGGGAAAGAGUUCAACCGUAGGAUCCGAAACGAGAAAGGCGAGAUAGAGCAAGAGCGUCUGGACAAGGUGUGGCCUAAGCUGAGGGUCCUGGCGCGAUCAUCUCCCACCGACAAACAUACUCUGGUUAAAGGGAUCAUUGACAGCAACACGGGUGAGCAACGGCAGGUGGUGGCCGUGACAGGAGAUGGCACCAAUGACGGGCCAGCCCUCAAGAAGGCGGAUGUGGGCUUCGCCAUGGGCAUCGCAGGGACGGACGUGGCCAAGGAGGCCUCAGACAUCAUCCUGACGGACGACAACUUCACCAGCAUUGUCAAGGCUGUCAUGUGGGGCCGCAACGUCUAUGACAGCAUCUCCAAGUUCCUGCAGUUCCAGCUGACGGUCAACGUGGUGGCCGUGAUCGUGGCCUUCACAGGCGCCUGCAUCACUCAGGACUCUCCUCUCAAAGCCGUGCAGAUGUUGUGGGUGAACUUGAUCAUGGACACAUUUGCCUCUCUGGCCCUGGCAACAGAGCCACCCACUGAGUCGCUGCUGCUGCGGAAGCCAUACGGCCGGGACAAGCCCCUGAUCUCACGGACCAUGAUGAAAAACAUCCUGGGCCAUGCCGUCUACCAGCUUACCAUCAUCUUCACCCUACUUUUCGUUGGGGAGCUCUUCUUUGACAUUGACAGUGGACGGAAUGCUCCCCUGCACUCGCCGCCCUCCGAGCACUACACCAUCAUCUUCAAUACCUUCGUCAUGAUGCAGCUUUUCAAUGAGAUCAACGCCCGCAAGAUCCAUGGCGAGCGCAAUGUGUUCCAUGGCAUCUUCAGCAACCCCAUCUUCUGCACCAUCGUGCUAGGCACAUUUGCCAUCCAGAUUGUCAUCGUCCAGUUUGGUGGAAAGCCCUUCAGCUGUUCCCCGCUGUCCACGGAGCAGUGGCUCUGGUGCCUGUUUGUCGGUGUUGGGGAACUGGUUUGGGGACAGGUCAUCGCCACCAUCCCUACCAGCCAGCUCAAGUGCCUGAAGGAAGCAGGACACGGGCCCGGGAAGGAUGAGAUGACUGACGAGGAGCUGGCUGAAGGAGAAGAAGAGAUUGACCAUGCCGAGCGGGAGCUCCGCAGGGGCCAGAUCCUCUGGUUCCGGGGCCUCAACCGGAUCCAGACACAGAUGGAGGUAGUGAGUACCUUCAAGAGAAGCGGUUCAUUUCAGGGUGCUGUGCGCCGGCGGUCCUCGGUCCUCAGCCAGCUCCAUGACGUAACCAAUCUUUCUACCCCUACUCACAUUCGGGUGGUGAAAGCGUUCCGUAGCUCCCUCUAUGAAGGCCUGGAGAAACCAGAAUCCAAGACCUCCAUCCAUAACUUCAUGGCGACGCCUGAGUUUCUAAUCAAUGACUACACCCACAACAUCCCGCUGAUUGACGACACGGACGUGGAUGAGAAUGAGGAACGCCUGCGAGCCCCCCCUCCGCCCUCCCCCAACCAGAAUAACAAUGCCAUAGACAGCGGCGUCUACCUGACCACGCGCGGCACCAAGUCAGCUACCUCGUCACUGUUUUCUUCCAGACCCGGGAGCCCGCUCCACAGCGUGGAGACGUCCCUCUAAGCAGGACUGCUCUGGGCACGCGCACCAUGCACACAUGCGCACUCGGAUGGGCGGGGUCACGGGCCGCGAGGACUGUUGAAGAUGCCUGACCACCCUUGCCUGAAGCCAGUCCAUUCUAGGAGGGAGAGGAGGAGGAAGGAGAGAUCAGAGAGUGAGAAGAGUUGUGUGUCCUCCCCCCCCUUUUUUCUAUGGAAGCUUUUUUAAAUGAACACUGUCAUUCCACCAGAUGUUCACUGUUCCGGCGGUGCAGUGGGACAGAGGUCUCCUUGUCGUUUUGGGGUGGGGGGAGCACUCACUGCAGAGCAAUUGGAUCAACAGUUUCAACAAGGGAGCAUCACUCUGCAGGAAAGAUGCUCUCACCCAGGCAGCCCACCAGCCCAGCACCCCCUCCCCAGGAUGGGUGCAGUUGGUUUGUGUGUGCAUGUGUGCGUAGCCCCAUGUGUGUGCAUAUAUACAUGUGUGUGCACACAGAGGACCAGAUGAAUAUCUCAAGAAUAAGGAACUACUUAUUGGCAUGAUAUUUCCAUUCCUCUUAUCGGGUAUUUUCAUUUUGAAAUUUCAUUAUUUAUUGUGCCAGGGUCGUUUUUUGUUUUUUUUUUUUUUCCAGGGAACUAGACUACAAGAAUCUCCUUUUGGUUGCUUGGGGCCCCCCCUUCACUGCUCCUCCCCCCCACAAGUCCCCUCCAUCCCCCAUCCUCCCAGCACAGUUCCUGGGAGCAGUAAGGAAAGUCAAGGAAGGCAGGCUAAAUCAGAACACUGGGGACAUUUGCACUUUGAGACCCCUGCCUAUAGAGAAAAAAAAAGUCAAAAUUUUUCUUUCAAAGGAAAAUACCAAAGUAUUGUUGAGAAUGAUCCCCUCCAGUAGGUGGAAGGGGGAGUUUUGCUUUCGGUUUCCUUUGGCUCCAACUCCGAUUCUCUAAAUCCUGAAUUCUGGCCAGUGGGUGGGUUUUCUUUGUCUGCAUCUCCAACUUGAAGAGCACGAAGCCUGGCCCUGGAUGUGCCCGACCUCCUGGGGACAAUCCAGGAGAGCCAGGUCUGCAGGUGCAGGUGGGGCAGAAUGCAGAGUCAGAAAGAAAGCAAAGAGGGACCAAACCCAGGAGGAGCUGACUCGGCCACAGCACAGACCUCAGCCCCCAUCGGCACCUCCAGCUGGACUCCCACUCUGGUUUGGAGAAUGCCAAGAAGUCGCUGAGGUGCCCCUAAAGAGACUGGGAUCAAUUCUCAGUCACCCCUCACCAAAGCACUCUCCUGACCCUUGUCUUCUCACUCAAGGAUAACUAUGAUGCAUGAGGGCAUGGAUUUGGGUCUGCAGCCACCUAUGGUGACCUCGGGGAUGCCAAGCCCCUGGGGGCAAUGGUACCUCAUCUCUGUGGCUGUAAUUGCGAAGGUGGGAAGCUGAGGAGGUCAGCUCUGCCACAUAGUUGGCUGAGCCCACAUGGAAGGCUGGGCCUCAGUUCCCCGGACAGUUCCCUUGGGGAUCUCUCCUGGCAGUGUGAGCACCCACUGUGCCCUCAAUUUUCUCGAAUUUAUGAAAUCCCAGGAGGGAAAUGAAGAAAAAAGCAGCGGUUCUUUUACCUUCAGAAUCUUCUUCUGUCUCCCAUUUUGCACGGAGGUUGGGGUCCAACCACAGCCUGCGGCUGAGGCCUAGGAGCUGAGCCUCUGGGGGACAGUUGGGAGCUGAGGGCCGGAGAGGCAUUAGCUAGACCACUGGCAAGGCUGGUUCGCCCAUCCCGGGCCCAUCCCACAGCCCCUGGCCAGGGCUGGCCUGACCUCCACCUGUGUCUGUGCAUGUCUGGAUGGGUGGCAUCCCAAGCACGCUCAAGUCCCCACUGUUAACAUAACACCAUGUCACCCCUGAGCAGAAGUAGUCAUAUCUUGGGCCAAGGAAUUUCAGUUAGAAAGGCAAAUCCCACUCACAAUGCCAGCUACAGAUAACUUAAAGCCAUCCCUUUUUUCCAAAGGGCACAUUGAGAAUGUUACCCAUUUGUAAAUUGUUCCCCAAUGUCCUUGUUUAAACAACAACAAACAGGGCAACUCAAUUUGUUGCAGGUCUGUGUGUUCUUAAACAAGAAUUCAAAUUGGAAAUGUUGAAAUGGAAGAAGAUGCACGCAGAACACUUUGCUCACGGGCUUCUUUUCAUCCUCUGUUGUAGACACAUUGGUGGGACACAUGGUUGACAUAUAGCGCAAGCCUCACUGCUGCUAUCCAGUCGCCUCCUGUGCUCGGCGACCGUUUAGUCCCCGGGUGCCUUUCCACAGGGUGUGGGGUGCAGACCGCUGCUCUCGUUUCUGUGCGUCUUCAGACCAGGGGGCCCUGUCUCACCGGGAAGCCCCUCUCUCUAAAGCAUUAUCUUAUACGGAAUGGCUUGGUCAACUGUGUUCAGUUAUUAAAUCUGUUUUACAUUUUUAUCUGCCUGUUAAAAAAGAUGAACAAAACUAACUUAAUGAGGAAGACCACAGAUGCAUCAUAAUUUAAAGUCUGUAGUUGAAUAUCUUAAUUUUAAGACUAGACCAAAAUUUCUGUAUAUUAAAAAAAAAAAUGCAAGGCUCCUACAAUCUCA
Odocoileus virginianus texanus is the source of this 6350-nucleotide messenger RNA. NCBI's taxonomy places the organism in Eukaryota, Metazoa, Chordata, Mammalia, Artiodactyla, Cervidae. The record is from RefSeq and is a predicted model, not a curated record.